This is a messenger RNA of Periophthalmus magnuspinnatus, 1403 nucleotides long. RefSeq names its product 60S ribosomal protein L3-like. NCBI's taxonomy places the organism in Eukaryota, Metazoa, Chordata, Actinopteri, Gobiiformes, Gobiidae. Gene Ontology annotation, molecular function: RNA binding; structural constituent of ribosome. Bases 37 to 1317 code for a protein of 426 amino acids. Gene Ontology annotation, cellular component: ribosome; cytosolic large ribosomal subunit. The transcript is spliced from 10 exons. The record is from RefSeq and is a predicted model, not a curated record. Gene Ontology annotation, biological process: ribosomal large subunit assembly; translation.
UAAAUUAGAAUCUUUACUCUGUGGGCCAUCUCAUGUAUGAUCAUUAACGCCAGCCCUUCUCUCUUUCUGUUUCUGCCUCCACAGUGCACAGUCAUGUCGCAUCGUAAAUUCUCAGCCCCUCGUCAUGGACAUAUGGGUUUUCUGCCUCACAAACGCAGCAAGAGGCACAGGGGCAGGGUGCGGUCCUGGCCCAAAGAUGAUCCAAGCAAGCCUGUCCACCUAACAGCUUUUCUGGGUUAUAAAGCUGGCAUGACCCAUACCCUCAGGGAAAUGCACCGCACUGGCCUUAAGCAAUCAAAGCGUGAAGAGGUGGAGGCAGUAACCAUCAUUGAUACUCCUCCAGUCAUUGUGGUGGGAGUAGUAGGAUAUGUGAGCACUGUGCGCGGCUUGCGUGCACUCAAGACCAUCUUUGCAGAACAUCUAAGUGAUGAGUGCAAGCGCAGAUUUUACAGAAACUGGUACAAGAGCAAGAAGAAGGCCUUCACAAAAUACAGUAAGAAGUGGCAGGAUGAGACAGGGAAGAAACAACUGGACAAAGAUUUUGCAGCAAUGAAGAGAUACUGUUCAGUGAUAAGAGUUUUAGUGCACUCCCAGAUGCGCUUGCUACCCAUUAAGCAGAAAAAAGCCCACAUUAUGGAGGUGCAGCUUAAUGGAGGUACCAUCUCAGAUAAAGUGGAUUGGGCCAAAGAGCGACUAGAGCAGGCCAUUCCAGUUUCUGCUGUCUUUACCCAGAAUGAAAUGAUUGACAUCAUUGGUGUCACCAAGGGACAUGGUUUUAAAGGAGUAACAAGUAGAUGGCGCACAAAAAAGCUUCCCCGAAAAACUCACAAGGGUCUGAGGAAGGUUGCUUGCAUUGGAGCUUGGCAUCCCUCUCGGGUUGGAUACACUAUUGCUCGUGCUGGUCAGAAAGGCUACCAUCACCGCACUGAGCUUAACAAGAAAAUUUUUCGCAUUGGCCAAGGUGUCCACAUGCAAGAUGGAAAAGUCAUAAGGAACAAUGCCUCCACUAACUAUGACACCAGCCAGAAAACUAUCACUCCCAUGGGAGGCUUCCCUCACUAUGGUGAAGUGAAUAAUGAUUUUGUCAUGCUGAAAGGAUGCGUUGUUGGAGCCAAGAAGCGUGUUCUAACAUUGAGAAAGUCUCUGCUUGUGCACACAUCUCGCAAGUCCAAAGAAGAGAUUGAACUCAAAUUCAUUGAUACUACUUCCAAGUUUGGUCAUGGUCGUUUCCAGACUGCACAGGAGAAGAGGGCUUUUAUGGGGCCUUUGAAGAAAGAUGCACUGAAGACUGUCAAAGAGCCUCAACAAGAAGCUUAAGAGCUUUUUGAUCUAAAGCAUAAAGUGAUAGUGUCAAUGCUGUCAAGUGAUUUAUGACAUUGUUUCAUUAAAAGAAAAACAUAUUA